AUGCGAAGAACAGUCGAUGAGUGUCCUGCCGACAUCGUCUUAGCACCAUCAAGGUGCCCCUUGACUUAUCUCGAGUACGCGGACGAUGUAGUUAUAUUCGCGGAUAGCACUACGAAUCUUCAACAUGUUGUCAAACUUGUAUCGAAGCUGGCUGCAGCCUAUGGACUACGUCUACGCCCUGAUAAAUGCAAGCAGAUGUGGAUCUCUUCGAGACCUCGAACGAGAGUUAGGGUGGUCGGACAACCGAUAGAACUCGUCGAUGAGUUCUGUUACCUGGGCUGUAUGCUGAAGAACAACGGCAGCUACGAGAGAGAUGUUCAGCAAAGAUGCGCUAAGGCCACUUCUGCAUUUAACUCUUUAACGAAAUGUCUGUUGUCGACCCCUAUCACCAACGGCGUAAAGCUGUGA
Messenger RNA from Necator americanus (New World hookworm), 408 nucleotides. RefSeq lists its product as uncharacterized. Lineage: Eukaryota; Metazoa; Nematoda; Chromadorea; Rhabditida; Ancylostomatidae. The transcript has a single exon. The coding region runs from base 1 to 408 and encodes 135 amino acids. The record is from RefSeq and is a predicted model, not a curated record.